UAUGCGUUACAACGUUAAUACUAUUUGAUUUAUAAUGUUUUUGAAAUGUAAUGAAACAUGAAUUAAACUUUAAAGUAAAUAUUUAUCUUUUGGAAUGAUACAAUGACAGAAAUGAGUACCGAGGUGGUGAACAUGACCGACAACGGAGAUGACGACCAGUGGUUGUAUGGAGAUUCAAAUUCAAAUCCUCCUGGUAUAUCUGUUGAAAAUGGUAAAUCACCAACUAAAUUAGUUGGUGUUGUAGAAGAUGAGGUAAAUUUGUUAUAAAAUAAUUAUUUAACAGCUAACUAGAAAAUAAACAUUUUAUUUAUAGGAAGCUCGUCUUAUGGAGUUUUUGGCAAAUCCUGGACCAGGUAAUAUUUUAUGUUAUCCAUUUAUUUUGAGUACUAAUAUUUUGUAUUAUAAAUAUAUUAUGUUAAUUUUUAAGACCUAAAAUAGUUCUUCGGAAUACAUAGUUUAACCUACAAAAUUGUACUGUUUUACAACUAGAAAACUUGUUCCACUGAAAAAUUUAUUGAAAUUUAUAAUGUGUUAAACUUAUUACUUAAGACGUAAACAAACUAAUUUAAAACUAUUUAUUAAUUAAUUUUAAUUUUAUAUUUUAUGUUAAAGGAAGUAUAGAUGGGUUAACUCCUAUAAAAAAAGAAUUAGAUAAUGGUGAUCCUAAUCGACCAAGAAGUCCAGAAACAUUUUUAGGAGGAGCAGUAAUCCAAAAUGAUCCUCUAGAUAAACCAACUGACAUGAAUAAUUUAGUAACUUCAACUAUAGAAGAAGACAUUAUUCCUGAAAAAUUAGCUGAGCAGAAUAAUGAAGACAAACAAAUGUCAUCUGAAGAUAGUGAAGAAGAUAGUGAUGAUGACAUUGUUGUAGCAUCAGGACAUUUUACACUGUCUUCGAUGGAAAACAGUGCACCAAUUUUACCUCAAAAUAAUGCAAGCCCAUCAACUGCUGGAAUAAACUUAAAACGAAAUAAUUUAUUAACAUUAACAAAUAUUCAAGGAAUGUCAUCUGGAAAUAAAGUAAUUAAAACAUUUUAAUGAAUUAUUUUUAUUAUUUGUACCUUUAAAAGUAAUUAAAACAUUUUAAUGAAUUAUUUUUAUUAUUUGUACCUUUCUCAGUUUUUGAUAAUCAACUUUUUUUUUAAAUUAAAUUAAAUUGAUUCUUAUUUUUAGAAUCAAGGAAAAUUUAAUGUCGAAGAUUUUGAAAGUAUAGGUACUAUAAAUGGUGUUCCUGCUCAUGAAUAUUCAAUUGAAACUACCGAAGAAAAACCAUGGUUGAAACCUGGUGCAGAUAUCACAGGUACUUUUGUUAGACUUUUUGCUAAGCUGAGAUAUUCUCAGCAAAAUGUAAUGGUUUUACCAUAAAAUUGGUAUGUUUUUUUUUUUAAUUAUCUUAAAACAACUUUUCUAUCCAAAAUCUGGCUUCAAUUUAAAAUUGUUGUUAAAUUAGGGAAGUUAUUUUUUGAUUUUCCGAGUGAUUUUCAUAAUAAUUGUGAAAAACUAGAAAAAAAUGGAAAGGAAUCGGAAAUAAUAAGAAUUGUAAUGAAAAUAAACAUAGUAGGGAAGAGGAGAAAAGGAAGACCGAAAAAGAGGUGACUGGAUGCAAUUGAGAAUAAUGUAAGGACAGUCGGUGUAUGUGAGGUGGGAAAUCAGGUUAAGUGGAAGUUAAAACGGGAUUGGCUGGAUAUUAGCUGGGAUGAAGGUGAAGAAGAAUAAUUAAAUUUAGUUAAUAUUAUUAUCAAUUAUAAUUAAUUGAAGUUUGAUUAUGGAAGUAAUAUGUACAUAGAAAAUAUUAAAAUGUUUUCCAUUAAGUAUUUUAUUAAUUUAAAAUUUUGAUUUUUAGAUUAUUUCAAUUAUGGUUUUAAUGAAAACACAUGGUUAGCGUAUUGUGAGCGUCAAAGAAAAAUGAGAUGUAAUGAAUCUUUAGUGGGAAUGGCAACAUUGGCUAUGCAUAAUCAACAAGUUCCUUCUUCUUUAAAUAUUGCAAAUAAUAAUAUAAUUCCAACAUUAGAAAUUAAAUCAAAUAUCAAAUUUCAAGCGCCAAAUGUUCCUUCACCUAAGGAAAAUACGAUUGAAGUAUGUAUUAAUAGUACAAUUAAUGAUAUUUUAACUAAGUGUCUAACAGAAAUUUCCUAAUAUUAUUUAAGUGACAGUAAUAAUUAAAAUUCCAUUUCUUUAUAAUUUUAAAUAUGUAUUUUCAAUAUCAUAGUAUAUUAAAUAAUUUACUUUCAUCUUAAUUUGUAUUAAUUUAUGUAUUAGGUUAUGACUGCAGAGAGGAGAGAAUACAGCCGUAAGCAUUUUUCAACUCCUGAUUUGUCUAUACCUCCACCAAUAAUUCCCACAAACUUUGAUGUUCCCCCACCAAUGAUUCCGAGCUCAAUAAAUUCUAUCCCGCCACCUGGGUAAAUAUAAAUUUUGGACUUUAAAUCAAUACAAUAACUCCUAUUUUUAUAUUUUUAAAUUAGAUUUGGUCCUCCACCGAUUAAUGUGCCUUAUGAACCAGAAUACUAUCCUCAUGAACCAGAUCCAUACUAUAAUACAUUUGAACCCACUCAAGAUAUGCAAUGGAAUCAAGUAACUAAAUAUUUGAAUAAGUUUUAUUUAAACUUUUAAUUUACUAUCAGUCAUAUAUGUAACUUGGGAUCACAAAUUUAUUUUAUGUGGUACAUUUUUAAAUGCCCACUUACAUAUAUUAACUUAUAACCAGGGCUUGGAUGUUCUUGACUUUUCGGGAGUGUCUUACAUUUAUGCUUUGCUCCCUAAAAAUGUAUUUCAAAAUUUAAUAAUAUAUUAAUCAAAGCUUUAAUUUUUAUUUUUCAACUAUCAACAUUUUUAUUUAAUUUUUUUUGUAUUUAAGUAUAAACACUAUACAGUUUUUGAAAAUUAUAAGUAUAAAUAAUACAUUACUAGAAUUAUAAAAUUAAACAAAUAUUUAUCACAUAGAUAAUGUUUCCUAAGAAUUCUAAAGAAUAAAGCAUUUUACAAAUUUUAAUUCAUAUUUAACUAUUUCCACUAAUUAUUUGACAAUUUUAACAAACAUAUAUAAAAAAAUUCUAGAUCAAAAUCAAUAUUUCAUGAUUUAAUUUUUAAUCUUUUAUUCAAUUAUUUUAAAUUUUAAAUUUUAUGUUUGAACAUUAUAUUUAUUAUUGUAACAAUUAGUAAUUUAAAAAAUCUAUACUUCCCAUCAUGGGUUACCAUAGGUGGGAAGAAGUGAAAAGGAUUAGGAUAUUUUUUUUUUUUUUGUUAACAGCCCAAGGGAUGGUUGGCAGCAAUUCUCCACUCCUGACGCUUUUCCGCUUUCCUUUUUAAUUCGUAAUAAGAUCUGCAGUCCAUAUCUCUUACUACUUGACUAAUGUAGUCCAGUGCAGUCGCCCUCUGCUGUUAUUCCCUUCAAUGGCACCUUCUAUUAUCCUGCUAAGNUCUGUCCAACUUAUUCUAAGUAGUCUUCUAUAACACCAUGUCUCGAACGCUAAGAGUCUUUUUUCUUCUGUUUUACCUAUGGUCCAUGUCUCACUUCCAUACAGUGCUACGCUCCAAAAUUAUUAGUUAUUUGAUCUUAAUUUAUUAUUUGUUGUUUUGUUAUUUGUUUGUUGGAAAUUUAAAAAAUUUUAUAUAUUAAAUAUUAUUAUCUGCAUCUUUUAAAGUACAUUUGAAUAAUUUAGUGCAUUUUAAUUAGAAGAAAAAUUGUUUUCCAAGAAUCUAAAAAUAAUAAUUUCAAAAAUAUUUGUAGAUAAUAUUUUAUAGAUUUUUAAGAAUAUCAACAUCUGGGUCCUAAUUAUAAACUAGCAUAGACAUAAUAUCAUAUAACUUAACCAUAUUAUAAUAAAACCUAAUUAGGCACUACAUAUUCAUUUUAUAUAGUUAUUUGUUAUAUUUAUUAAAUUAAUUAAGAUUUACCUUUAUUAGAGUUGGAAUUCAAACAUUAAAAGUAUAGAGAACAUUCCUACUCUUUCAAAUGGGGAUUCAUACAAUAAAGCAAGACCGGUAAUGCUAAUUAUUGUUUUAUAAUAAUAUAAUACAUAAAUUACAUGCAGGUAAUAUAUAAUAUCGCAAAUUUAUGCAUUUCACAGGAUUUGGUAAGAGAUAAAGAAUAUUAUGCUGCACGUGUUAAAAAAGAACCAGAAGAUAGAGUUUAUGAAAGAGAACGUGAGGGUAGAAAUCGAUAUCGUGAAAGAGAUCGUGAUAGGGAUCGUGAUCGUGAACGAGACAGAGAAAGGGAACGUAGUAGACAUAGAGAAAGGUAAGUUAUUGUUUAGUAUUGAAUAUGAGAAAAUAAUAAUUAUUUGAAAUAUUUGCUAUUAUAUAUUAAAUUGUAAACACAAAUUUAGUGAUGGUGUUGAAAGUCCAGAAACAAGUUAUAAAGAAGAGAGGGAUUAUAAACAUAAGUAAUAAUUAUUUAAUUUAGAAUUAGUUAAUAUUUUUUUUUUAAAUCAUCAUAUUUUCACCAGGUCACAUCGUCAUCGUUCUCGAAGUCGUAGUCAUGAAAAACGUUCUAGGAAACAUAAAUCUCGUAGUAGAAGUGGGUCUAGACAUCGUCAUAAAAAGAAGAAAAAGAAAUCUGAUAAGAACAAGGAGGAUGAUAAUAGUGAAUAA
Molecule: messenger RNA, 4592 nt
Organism: Cinara cedri
Lineage: Eukaryota; Metazoa; Arthropoda; Insecta; Hemiptera; Aphididae
Source: the annotation of a GenBank genome assembly